Acromyrmex echinatior (Panamanian leafcutter ant) is the source of this 880-nucleotide messenger RNA. RefSeq lists its product as hypothetical. The record is from RefSeq and is a predicted model, not a curated record. Lineage: Eukaryota; Metazoa; Arthropoda; Insecta; Hymenoptera; Formicidae.
UAAUCGGGAUCAGCCCCGAUCGAAGUCCAACUGUUUCCAAGGAGGGUGUCGCGACUUGGCGAAGCUUUAUCCGUAAUUCUACCCGCCUUCGGUCGAGCUUGCGCAGUUUCUAUGCCAAUAUGGAUUCUUUGAGUGAUGCAUGCCUCACGCCAAGGGCGCGACGAUUUCCACGGAAUUUCGCGUCCGAGAGUACUCGCGAACGAUCGCUCGUCGCGACGCCCGACGUUUUCGGGUAGCGGCCCACAUCGUUAUAUUAGUUAUAUAGUUGGAACCUAGCGUCAUGUCCGAGGACUAUCAGCAUGCCUGCGAGAGGGCAGAAUUGCUAGGCUUGUCGAAGCCUAGCGAGGAGGAGUGGAGGCAGUCGCAGGCGGCGCAGAGCGAGGAUCCUCGUUGCGACGUCGACGACGACGAUGCUACGUUACAGGACUUGGAUUACGUGGACGAUGCGUCGGGACGCAUCAGCGGCGGUCUGGACGAGCUGAACAACAUUCUGAGCACCACGCAGAAGAAGCUCAACAGAUUCAAGACAGUUUGCGGCAGUCUGGGAACGUUGCUCAAAGUGAAGGUAAACUCUCGCGGUGGAACGCCGCGUCACAAGCCCGAAGAGCCGAACCCUGACGCGGGAAAGCAAGAAAAUCAAGAGAAACCAGAAUCCACGGUCGACGAGGUGAUAACGGUGGAGACGUCAGAUGUGACCAUCACGGACACCGCGAACCAGCCCGCGAACAGCGGCGUCCAGCAGAAGCAGAUCGAUCUCAACCAGAAAAUGGGAUCUCAUCUGAAUAAGCUCGACUCCUUGAUCACGAAGGCCGAGAACGCUCAAUAUAGUAUGCAGCAUCAAACGAAACAAAUGAAAAAGAUACUAAAGAAGUAAUUGCAA